Molecule: messenger RNA, 546 nt
Organism: Fraxinus pennsylvanica
Lineage: Eukaryota; Viridiplantae; Streptophyta; Magnoliopsida; Lamiales; Oleaceae
Source: the annotation of a GenBank genome assembly
AUGGGAGAUUUUAUUUUUCUUGUCUUGUAUAUUGAUGACAGUUUGCUUGCUAGUAGUGACUUGGGGUUAUUUCAUGAGACAAAGAAAUUGUUUUUCGGUAAUUUUGAUAUGAAAGAUCUUGGAGAAACUUCUUAUGUGCUUGGCAUUGAAAUAUAUCGUGAUAGAAAUCGUGACUCGUUGAGACUUUCUCAGAAGGUUUAUAUACGACAUGUUCUAGAAAGGUUUAAUAUGCAGAACUGCACACUUGGUGAUGUACCUAUCAUAAAAGGGGAUACGUUUAAGAAAGCUCAAUGUCCAAGGAAUGAGCUAGAAAGAGAAUCUAUAAAGAUGAUACCAUAUACUAGCGUUGUAAGGAGUUUGAUGUAUGCUCAAGUUUGCACUAAAUCAAAUAUAGCCUACGCAGUUAGUGUCCUUAGUAGGUUUCAGUCAAUUCUAGGACAAGAGCAUUGGAAAGUGGUUAAGAUAUUUAUGAGAUACUUGAAGAAAACUGAAAGUUGCAUGCUUACUUUCCAGUGUUCAGAUCACCUUGAGGUGGUGGCUACUUAG